Molecule: messenger RNA, 2725 nt
Organism: Magnolia sinica
Lineage: Eukaryota; Viridiplantae; Streptophyta; Magnoliopsida; Magnoliales; Magnoliaceae
Product: probable polygalacturonase
Exons: 5
Coding region: 833-2308 (491 amino acids)
Biological process (GO): carbohydrate metabolic process
Molecular function (GO): polygalacturonase activity
Source: RefSeq, a predicted model, not a curated record
AUAAAAUUGAAAUUUUCUCUUUUUUCAAUUACACACACCUAACAGGUAAAAUUCUUCCCUUUUAAUUCACUCCAGAUCCCAACUUCCACAGAAAACAAGAAAAACUCAAAACGCUCAAAACCCAUGAUUCCCUGUACUCUGGCUUUCGGUUCUUGCUAUGCUUUCCUUCUUGGGUUUUGGGUUUUGAUUUUGAGUGCUUGGCGAUCUCUAUCACAUCUGAGCCGUUGAUUCCGGCCUUCCUUUUGCCAUCUACGCCGUUGGUUGCUUUUUAUUUUUUACUUUUCCUGCAUCCGGGUUUGUGAUUCUGUUGAUUUUGCUAGUUUGCUUAUCUGGGUCGUUGAUUUUUUCCCAUUUUGCGAUCUUUCUUGCUUUUUGCUUGAUCUGGGUCGUUGGUUUUCCACUCCAUCUCAUCUGGGUUUGGAUUUUUCUCUGUUUCACGUUGGGGCGAGUGAGUUUUCUACAGUUUCUCGUCUGGAUCAUUGAAUUUUCGCUGUUGGCCAUUGAUUUUUCAUCUUAGGUCAUUGAAUUUUGCCCCUUUUCAUCUGUUUUUUCCCAUUCUGUUUUUUCAUCUGUGGCUGCUACUUGAAUUCAUCUGGGCCGUUGAUUUUCCUGUUUUUGGUUGCCUUUCCUAUACUGGUCUGUGGGUUUCUUUCCUGAUUCGGAGGGGUAUUGGGGGCAAUUCCCUUCGAAAUUCCUCUCCUUCAUCCCUCCCGAUCCAAAUCCCCUCAUCGAGAUCUCCCACUCAGUAUAAAAAUCACACAUUUCCUGUAGAGAGUUCGGAACUUUCUUACCUUUUUUAAAGUUGAAUUUAUCGCAUUUUAGCUAUCUGAUCAUGAGCGGAACCUUCUCACCCGGCGGGUUCAAUGCCCACCGUCUGGAUUUCAAGCGGUGGAUCCCAGUGGUUGUGUCGUCACACAAGACGCUCAUCUCGAUCCUCUGGAUCGUCGGGUUCGCUUCAGUCUUCAUCUGGCAGAGGAACAUCGUUGAUGGCCUCCUGACCUUCCAGUGGGCCCCGGUGAAGGCAUGCCCGAACAUCCGGCCGGUGGCAUUCAACCUGACGGAUUUCGGCGGGGUCGGUGACGGGGUGACACUGAACACCAAGGCAUUUGAGCGGGCCGUUGCGGCAAUCUCAAAGCUGGGGAGGAGGGGUGGUGGGCAGCUCAAUGUACUGGCUGGGGUUUGGCUCACAGCGCCAUUCAAUCUCACCAGUCACAUGACUCUUUUUCUUGCAGAGGAUGCUGUUAUUCUUGGAAUUGAGGAUGAGAGCCACUGGAAACUGAUGCCUCCGUUGCCAUCAUAUGGAUAUGGGAGGGAGCAUCCCGGGCCUCGAUAUGGGAGUCUUAUCCAUGGUCAACAUCUCAGGGAUGUCAUUAUAACAGGCCACAAUGGCACCAUAGAUGGGCAAGGUCAAUCAUGGUGGAAAAAGUACCGGCGGAAACUUCUUAACUACACAAGGGGCCCACUCGUGCAGAUAAUGUGGUCAAGAGACAUCGUAUUCUCAAACAUAACACUGCGCAAUUCUCCUUUCUGGACACUCCAUCCCUAUGACUGCAAGAAUGUGACGAUCUCAAAUGUUACCAUCUUGUCCCCUAUAUAUGGAGCUCCAAACACAGACGGAAUAGAUCCUGAUUCAUGCGAGGAUAUGGUGAUAGAGAACUGUUACAUAAGCACGGGGGAUGAUUGCAUUGCGAUAAAGAGUGGUUGGGAUCAAUAUGGGAUUGCUUAUGGCCGGCCAUCUUCCAACAUUCUUAUCCGCAAUCUUGUUGUUCAAUCUAUGGUCAGUGCCGGAGUUUCAAUAGGCAGUGAGAUGUCUGGUGGCAUCUCAAACGUAAUGGUGGAGAACCUCCAUGUGUGGGGCUCAAGGCGGGCUGUCCGGAUCAAGACCAGCCCUGGACGUGGGGGCUAUGUCCGCAACAUCACUUACCGGAACGUGACCUUUGAUGGCCUCCGUGUGGGGAUUGUCAUCAAGACUGACUACAAUGAACACCCGGAUGAUGGAUAUGAUCCAAAGGCAGUCCCUAUCAUCGAGGACAUAACCUUCAAUGGCAUCCAUGGCCAGGAUGUCCGCGUCCCAGUCCGGAUCCAAGGCAGCGAAGAGAUCCCCAUCAGGAAUGUCACCUUCCGUGACAUGUCGGUGGGGAUCUCGUACAAGAAGAAGCACAUAUUCCAGUGCUCCUACGUCCAGGGCCGCGUGAUCGGGAGCAUCUUCCCUGCACCGUGCGAGAACCUCGACCGCUAUGAUGAGCAAGAACGGCUGGUGAAACGUGCAGUUUCCCCAAACAUCACAGACAUAGAUUAUGAUUUUUGAGACCUGGAAAGAUUGGAUGCAUACAUGCAGAAAUGCCCCGGCGAUUUGUAGUGCACACCUUCUGCAGUUCAAAGAUGUGGGUCAGAAUCCCGAGGUGCAUUCCGAAUGUGAUUUCAAAGUCACCCUCUUUGAAAUGCCCGGGGAUUCCCGCCCAGCCAUUGUUUUGCGGCAGGCAAUGUGAGGGCCGACGCCUGGUGUACACUGCGGUGUGCCCUUGUGUUAAAAAUGGCUGUUUUAAAAUGGUCUCUUGAGGCUCAUUUCUACGGUGAUUGCUCCGCCAUGCGUUUGUAGAUGGACGAUAUGCAGGGCAUUGCAUUUGCACCCUCAUUUUUUUGUCAUUUGUGUAUAGGGCGUUUGCACGAUUGAUUGAUUAUAUUUCUUAGAAUAACAUAAAAUACAGGCGUUUUUUUUUUUUAA